AAUAGUGCAUAAUCUAUGGAAACUAACCUACAAGCGUUUGUGUUGUGUCAAUAUAUUGUUUUAGAGAUUUAGUAAAUAAAUCUGUUGCAUACAAAUAAAGUAUAGUGUAUUUAAUAGAAUAACUUAAGUUAGUGAAAAUGGAAGGCCCGCCUGGUACGGGACCGCCCAGUAAUAAUGGGUCUAUGGGGCCGCCGGGAAUGCCAAGCUUUCCUCCGAUGCCGCCACCGCCUGGUUCAAUGGGGACAAGUAACAUGCCCCCGCCGCCUAUGGGACCACCUGGAGCCAUGCCGCCAGUGAGCACGCCAAGCGGCCCGCCAACAGGACCGCCCACAAUGCCCCCCGGAAUGGGUCCACCACCCGGUAUGAUGGGAAUGGGUCCUCCAGGUAUGGGACCACCUCCGCCCGGUAUGGGUCCACCAGGGAUGGGAAUGGGGCCCCCAAUGGGUCCUCCGGGCAUGGGUCCGCCAAGAAUGCCACCAAAUAUGAUGAGAGGUCCUAAUAUGAAGGGUAACUAUGCUAAUCAGAUGGAUAUGGGUCCGCCUGGGAUGGGGCCGCCGCCGACCAUGCCUCCCAUGGGCUGGGAUGGGCAGGGUCCUCCUGGGUGGGGAAGGCAGGAUGGCCCUCCUGGCUGGGAUGAUCAUGGAGAUGAGGGUGAUGAGGAAGAAGGUGAAGGAGAUGAGUCUGGUGGGAUGCCGGGUCCUCCCUCAAGCCUACCAUCACUACUCACUAUGAAAAUUGAUACUCCUGAAGAAUUUCGAAACAAACCAGCUGGUGUGGGUGGUGUGGUGCUGCCUAAAGCUCUUGAAGAAGCACUUGCUUACAAAGAUCAAAGACAAGCUGCUCUUGGGGGAGAACCUGAGGCUCCUAAAACUGAAGACAAUCCACCUGAGGCACCACCGGCCCCGGUGAUUAGCACGGAGUACGAUGCUGAGGAGGAUGAGGGUGAAUCUGAUGAUGAGAACAUACCGGAUGCUCCACUGCCACCUGUUAUCUCUAAUCAAGAAGGUAUUGCAAAUAAAGCUAACAAGAACAAAAGGAAGAAGAAAAAAAAGAAGGCAGCCAAACAGAAGAGGCGUGAGGAGGCAAAGAAGAAGGAUGAUGACCAGUCUACAGGCAGCCAAGAAGAUGUCAAGAAGUCCAGCGACAAGGAGAAUGAUAAAGAAGCUGAGAUAGAGUAUGUCCAAGAAAACAUUCAGUUUCAUGAAUUGGAGCCAAUGUACCGGCAGUUCCACCGCAUUCUCGAAGCAUUCAAGAUCACGGAGAAGAAGGAUGAUACCAUCAAGGAAGAGGAUAAGGAGACCCUAAAACCUUCGAAGCCUCUGGAGAAGGUCCAGGAUCAAUUUGCCGCUGAUGAGGAGGCUGUUGAGAAAAACGCAGCUGACGAAAAGGAGCGCUUAUCAAAGCGUAAACUAAAGAAGCUAUCUCGGCUGUCGGUAGCGGAGCUCAAGCAACUGGUCUCCAGGCCGGAUGUCGUAGAGAUGUAUGACGUCACAGCGAGAGACCCGCGGCUACUGGUGCAGCUCAAAGCACACAGGAACACUGUACAAGUGCCCAGGCAUUGGUGUUAUAAGAGGAAGUACCUCCAAGGCAAGCGUGGAAUAGAGAAGCCCCCGUUCGACCUCCCGGACUUCAUCAAGAAGACUGGUAUCAUGGAGAUGCGGGCCUCGCUGCAGGACAAAGAGGAGACCAAGACCCUCAAGGCCAAGAUGAGGGAGCGCACGAGACCGAAGCUCGGGAAGAUCGAUAUUGACUAUCAGAAACUUCAUGAUGCUUUCUUCAAAUGGCAGACAAAACCGCGUAUGACGAUCCACGGCGACUUAUACUACGAGGGCAAGGAGUUCGAGACUCGGCUGCGAGAGAAGAAGCCCGGAGACCUGUCCGAGGAGCUGAGAACUGCGCUGGGUAUGCCUGUGGGACCCGGAUCGCAUAAGGUGCCACCCCCGUGGCUGAUCGCGCAGCAGCGCUACGGGCCGCCGCCGUCGUACCCCAACCUGAAGAUCCCGGGCCUCAACGCGCCCAUCCCCGAGGGCUGCGCCUUCGGCUACCACGCGGGAGGCUGGGGCAAGCCGCCCGUCGACGAGACCGGGAAACCGCUCUACGGAGACGUGUUCGGACACCAGAGUAGUGGGCAGGACGAUGUUGAAGACCUGGAUAUUGAUAGGACAAUGUGGGGAGAGUUGGAAUCAGAAUCUGAGGAGGAAUCAGAAGAAGAGGAGUCUGGCGACGAAGGCGAGAAGACAGCGGAGGGCGAAGUGGCGGCCGGUGUGGCCACGCCCGGAGAGGGACUCGUCACGCCGCUCGGGAUCAGCUCGGUCCCGCCCGGCAUGGAGACUCCCGACACCAUCGAGCUCCGGAAGAAGAAGGUCGAGAGCGAUAUGGAGGGUGGCGACACUCCAGCAUUGUACCAGGUGCUACCGGAGCGGCGCGUGGGGCUGACGCAGGGCAUGAUGGCCUCCACUCACGUGUACGACAUCAGCGCGGCCGCAAACCCUGGCAAGCGCACAGCGCCGGCGCCGGGCGCGGCGGCGGGCGGCACGGCCAGCGAGGGCGGCGGCGCGGCGCUGGGCGGCGUCGAGGUCGCGCUCGACCCCUCCGAGCUCGAGCUCGAGCCCGAGGCCGUGGCCGCGCGCUACGAGCGCCAUCUGCGCGAGACCCGCCCCAAGGCGCACGAGGACCUGUCCGACAUGCUGGCCGACCACGUCGCCAGGCAGAAGAACAAGAGGAAAAGACAACAAAACACAGAUUCGAAGCAGUCGAAGAAAUACAAAGAAUUCAAGUUCUAAUAGUGAUAAUAGACAUAUUAUAAUAGUAUUUAUAAGUGCUACCCAUGUAAUUAAUUAUAUUCGCGUGAAAGAUGCAAUAUCUUGGACAUUGAGGUGUCAGUGACUACCAAUGAUGAAUAUAAAGAAUGACAUUGUUAA
Molecule: messenger RNA, 2921 nt
Organism: Trichoplusia ni (cabbage looper)
Lineage: Eukaryota; Metazoa; Arthropoda; Insecta; Lepidoptera; Noctuidae
Gene: Sf3b2
Product: splicing factor 3B subunit 2
Exons: 13
Coding region: 138-2783 (881 amino acids)
Biological process (GO): mRNA splicing, via spliceosome
Cellular component (GO): nucleus; U2-type spliceosomal complex; U12-type spliceosomal complex
Source: RefSeq, a predicted model, not a curated record